GAAGGAGAAUGGGAACAUGAAGAAAUCAUUCUUGAAAGGGGUUCUACUGGUUUAGGAUUUAGUAUCGCUGGUGGCACUGAUAACCCCCAUAUUGGUGAUGAUCCAGCUAUAUUUAUCACUAAGAUCAUACCUGGUGGAGGUGCAGCUUUAGAUGGUAGAUUGAGAAUGAAUGAUAUAAUUGUUAAAGUGAAUGACGCAGAUGUAUCAAAUACAACACAUGCUGGAGCUGUAGAAGCUUUGAAACAGGCUGGAACCAAAGUUAUAUUGUAUGUUAAGAGAUUGAAGGCACCAACUGAAAAUGUAAUGGAAUUGGAAUUAGUAAAAGGAAAUAAAGGUUUAGGAUUCAGUAUUGCAGGAGGUAAAGGUAAUCAACACAUUCCAGGUGAUAAUGGUAUAUUUGUAACUAAAUUAAUUGAAGGUGGAGCUGCUGAACAAGAUGGCCGACUAGCUGUUGGUGAUCGAUUAAUUGCUGUAAAUGAAGUCAAUUUAGAAGAAGUCACACAUGAAACUGCCGUACAAGCAUUAAAGGCAACACAAGAUGUUGUUCAUUUAACAAUAGCUAAACCAUCUUAUUUACAAGAAAAUUUAGAUUCUUCCUAUACAGGUAGGUAUAUCAUAUACUUUAAUUUCUGUAUUGUGUAUGUAAAGCAACAGUAG
This is a messenger RNA of Lottia gigantea (owl limpet), 657 nucleotides long. RefSeq lists its product as hypothetical. The record is from RefSeq and is a predicted model, not a curated record. Lineage: Eukaryota; Metazoa; Mollusca; Gastropoda; Lottiidae. Gene Ontology annotation, molecular function: protein binding. The annotation marks the transcript as partial. Gene Ontology annotation, cellular component: neuron projection; neuromuscular junction; postsynaptic density membrane. The transcript has 6 exons. Gene Ontology annotation, biological process: chemical synaptic transmission.